This is a messenger RNA of Triticum dicoccoides, 1691 nucleotides long. Its product is annotated as NADH-ubiquinone oxidoreductase chain 2-like. The transcript has 2 exons. NCBI's taxonomy places the organism in Eukaryota, Viridiplantae, Streptophyta, Magnoliopsida, Poales, Poaceae. Bases 288 to 914 code for a protein of 208 amino acids. The record is from RefSeq and is a predicted model, not a curated record.
GUCCGGCGCGGUAUCAUUGUUGAGCGAUCGCUCGCUAUCUGGAAAUGGAGUGUUAGUUUCAAAUAGAGAUUGUGUGGGUGUGAAGUGUACUGAAGAUCGAGGUUUUUCUUCUUACUAACUUUGUCAAAGAGGCUAAAAAAACAAUAAAUGACCAACGAAACUUCGAGUGAGUAGGAUAAGGAGGAGUAGUCGGAGGAUCUUAGAAGGAAAUUAGAGAAAAAAGAGCAGCAGCUCAGUAAUAACACCUAGGCUUUUGAAUUAACUCUGCGAUUUGGAAGACGGAGGAAAUGAAAGUAGAAGAAGUUAUCGAAACUCGGAACCACAUGUUCAAUCUUUUUUUAGCGGUUUCCCCAGAGACCUUUAUCAUUAACGCAACCUUCAUUUUGCUCAUUCAUGGAGUUGUAUUUAGUACCUCUAAGAAAGAUGAUUAUCCACCGUUAGUUAGUAAUGUGGGUUGGCUUGGAUUACUUAGUGUUCUAAUAACCUUGCUUCUGCUCGCCGCUGGCGCACCUCUCCUAACUAUUGCCCAUUUAUUCUGGAAUAAUUUUUUUAGGAGGGACAAUUUUACAUAUUUCUGCCAAAUCCUUCUAUUAUUAAGUACGGCUGGUACCAUUUCGAUGUGUUUCGAUUUUUUCGAAAAAGAGAGGUUUGAUGCUUCUGAAUUCAUUGUAUUAAUUCCACUUCCUACUCGCAGUAUGCUCUUAAUGAUCCCGGCUCAUGAUUUAAUUGCCAUGUAUUUAGCUAUUGAGCUUCAAAGUUUAUGUUUUUAUGUGAUCGCAGCAUCAAAAAGAAAGUCUGAAUUUUCCACGGAAGCCGGCUCAAAAUAUUUGAUCUUAGGUGCAUUUCCCUCUGGAAUAUUAUUGUUCGGGUGCGACCGGACUACUACCGAUCAAUUUUUAGGAACUUAUUUAUAGACUUGUAGAGACCCUCUACGUAGUUGUAAUUCUAGGGCAAUCGAUCCACUUUCCCCAUAGCCCUAAGGCUGUGUCUCGAUCUCCUACGCGCGAAAGAUAAGAUACGGGAGACGGGGUCCUAUGGUAUGGGUCUUCGACCCUUGGUCUAAUUCCACGACGGAGAGUCGGCGUGGCGUAAAGUGAAGAUUGGGGGGAAUAGAGCGAAAUCCCCGUCUGGGGUAUUCCGAAGGUGUAACCUAGGCAACGAAAAAGGGGCCCGAUACUUCAACUAAAGGAGCGACCUGUUGGUUCACCAAACCCCGACCCAGUGUCACACGUUCUCCAGGUCCGAAGGGAUCCAGUGCCCAACUACCGACUCCUCCCGGAAUUGCGUUAUCGGAGCCGAGCCAGGAAUAGCCGUUAGUGGACACCUACCACUUUUCACCGGUUAGAGAGGCCCUCUUUAAUACAUUAAGAAAAUAUGUUCACAGGGGCCAGAAAGACUCGGUCAUAGGAACUUAGACCACCUACGCGCUGGUAAACGAAAACCACCUCGACCGGAUCUACCGAACGAAGAAGGCCGCCCCGUCGAAAGAAUUAACACGCCAAAAGGGCCACCAGCUUUCCCCCAAAAAGGGGAGAUCCGCUGCUUACUGCUCACGGAAACAUCCGACCUUAUGGUCAAGUCGUCCGCCUAUCUUUCUGAUCUCAUUCGUUUUCCGAUCGCAUAAAAAGUCAUGAGAUCAAAAAAGAAAUGUGAGAAUGUAGUUACAGAUGUAAAAAAAGUAAAUAUCUCGU